CUCCCAGAGACGGCCCGCUGCCCAUGCGCAGUGAUAGAAGCGACAGAGCUGCUAGAAGCGGACAGAAAGUUGCUCCUUGGUGCGAGCGCCAUCAUCUCACCGCGGGUUUCCUUCCUCAACGUUGUCUCGGAGCUCCAGGUGUAACCUCACGGCCCUUUGUCCAGGUGGUCCGUGUCCCGCCCCCGGGCCCACCGUCAGAGCAGCGGGCAGCGCUGAGCGACGUGCGGGAGGCCCAGCCCCGCGGGCUCAGAGUCGGGCAGAGGCCUGCGGCAGGUAGCGUCGCCGCCACUCAACAUGAAGGAGGAUAAGGAGAACACCAAACCUAGGGAGAAGAAAGCCGAGGUCAAGUACGAGGAGCGGGCAGAGAGAACCGAGAAGAAGGAAAAGAGAGAGGCUUUGACCAAGGUGGUGAUCCGCCGUCUACCUCCUAGUUUGACGAAAGACCAAUUGGAGGAACAACUUUCCCCAUUACCUGAGCAUGAUUACUUUGAGUUUUUUUCUACUAAUUCAAGUUUGUUUCCUCACAUAUUUUCUAGAGCAUACAUCAAUUUCAAAAACCAAGAAGAUAUUGUUCUCUUCAGGGAUCAAUUUGAUGGCUAUGUUUUCAUUGAUAGCAAAGGUCAGGAAUACCCUGCUAUUGUAGAAUUUGCUCCAUUUCAGAAAAUUCCAAAAAAGAAAAGCAAGAAAAAAGAUGCAAAAGCAGGAACUAUUGAAGAAAAUACAGACAGUUUGCACUUUAGUGAUGAUCCCGAAUAUAAAAAGUUUUUGGAGAGUUAUAAUAACACGGAUGAUGAGAAAAAUUCCAACAAUCCUGAAACGCUUCUAGAGGAAAUUGAAGCUAAAACAAAAGAGCUGGCAGCUAAGAAAACAACUCCUCUUCUGGACUAUGUAAAAACUAAGCAGAGAAUAAGAGAGGAAAAAAGAGAAGAAAGGAGGAGACGAGAGCUGGAAAAGAGGAGGCUCCGAGAAGAAGAAAGAAGAAAAUGGAGGGAGGAUGAGAGGCGAAAAAGAAGAGAAGCAGAGAAGCAAAAGAAGAUGAUGGUAGAGAAAGGAUUUGAUAAAGAUAAGGAUCGAUCAAAGGAUGAACCAAAGAUUAAGCUCCUGAAGAAGCCAGAAAAAGGAGAUGAUGCUGGCAUGGAAAAAACGAAGGACAAAAUAAAGAAACUGGAAAGAGAGAGGGUUAAAGAGGACAGGCCUUUCACUGGCCAAGGAAAACGCCUGGAGAGUUCAAUCAAGGAAGAUAAAGGAAAGAAAUUUGAAGACGAUGGUGGAAGAGAUUACCGGGAGAAAGAGGAAAGGGAGCGCGAAAGAAGGCUGAAGGAGAAAGAGCGGCAGAAACGGCAAGAGGAAGAGCGACGGAAGCCGAGGGAGCGGUGUGAGGUUGACAGGCCUUUCAGAAAAAAAGAUGAAGAGAUUAAGAAGGAAAAAGAUCAAUCAAAUGAAAAAACUCGUAGAAAGGAAAGCUUGGAGAUUGCACCUAGUUACGACAAAUUGGAAAGGGGAAGAGAAGAUAAGAAGGAUGAAAGUGCAUUAAAAAAAGAACGAAUUAGAAAUAAGGACAGGCCCACGAUGCAGCUGUACCAACCGGGCGCACGGAGCCGCAGCCGGCUGGUGGCGUUCCCAAAGUCUAGCGAGAGCAGCGUGAAAUCAGGCGAGGACAGCGAGGAGAAGAAGGAAUCCGAGGCUUCUGGAAACAUUGCCGAAAAGGAGAGCGAGGAAUGAAAAGCCUGCUGUUCGUUCAGUGAUCGCGCAAUCGCAGUAUGACAAGCGUGUGGGGGAAGUCCAAAAGUGUCCUUAUUGGUGAUGAGCUUGGAGAAUGAGAAUGGUGCAGUUUGCUUGUCAGAUAAAAUGUUUGAAGCCGGUCAAUUCCCAAUGUUAAGAAUGAAGGUUUAUUUUAUCAUCGCAGUUGUGGCAGAGCAUCGACGUGCAAGAUUGUAACUGUUGGAGAUUAACUGGGAUGUAAAUUAAAUGUUGUGCUUACUAGACAGAUGCUAGUAGCUCUGAAAAUGUACUAGCCAACAGCUUUGACACAAGCUAAUGAUACCAAUGAUAACCCAUUAUUUACUUCAGGGUAGGCAAGAGGCAAGUCAAAAGGGUGUGUUCUGUUAGCUAUAGCAGAAUUAUACUGGAAGAUGCAAAUAACUUACCUGGGCUAUGUUAAUAUAAAUUUAGUUCGGCAUUGCAGGUUAGAGCAUGAGAGACCAAAUUCUUAGUGGUCUUGCAUUCCGUGGUAGAAAGAUCAAUAAAAAGGCCCAAGUGAGUAAAAACAAAUAAUUGUUCUUUCAUACUUGUCAUAGGUGCUGCAUUUUUAGCAUUAAAUGUGUCUAAGCCUAGAACAGGAAAACAUAUCAGUUGCAGUUUGCAUUGAACUGACUGAUGUAUUGCUUCAGUUCUCGAUCUAAUACUGUUUCUAGUGAUUUGUUUUUUGCUUAAAAUCUAAUUGUUCUUUCCUAUUGCUAUGCUGCACCAGUGCAUUUGACUCGAGUUUUACUUCAUGAAGAACACAAGAUCAUAUAACAUGAAGAUCAUAUCUGACGCUAGUUGGAAAUGUGAUUCAUUAAGGAACGAGUAUGAAGUGAUAUGUCUGCUCUUAGCUCAAUUCCCCCCCCCCCCCUCCCUUCCUUGUGCCUUGAAGUCCCUAUAACAUUGCUCCCUGUUUAGCCAAUAGAGGGCGCCAGUUACUUGGUAGCCAGGAGUCUGUUUUGUAUGAAGAAACUUGUUGGUGUGUGAGUGCGCAUGCUUUUUAAACAGUUGAAUGGCAAUCUGAUCCAUACGAUGGAAGAACAGUUGAUGCUGAGUUGUUUUCUUGGGGAGCAGAAUGCCUUACAGAAAACGGAAAUAGAAACCUGUACAGUGACUAAUCUCGUGAGCAUGUUGGUCAUUUACUAAGAGUGCACAUAGUUUUGGAUCAUGUGUGGUAAAAUAAGCAAGAAAAUAUGGAGCCUGUUCUUGAUCCUUGAUUUGUAAUAUUGCCAGUUCCGUCAUUCCAAGUUUAACAUCUUGUCGAUGUUCUCAUCUUCAGGAUCGGCGGAAUUGGUGAAAACUAAAACCAAUGCUAAAUCUGCAUCAACAUACAUUUUUGGUUUGCUUUUCUUCAGAUCAAAUGUUGCAAAGCUGUUUGUACAUUCCAGGAUCAGAGCAGUUGUAAGAACCCCAAGAGAAAGUUGAAACUUUUACUUUGUUAAUUCUCAAGGCAAUGUAUUAUUUCCUUUUUGUUUCUUGUGCAAUGUUUGUAUUUUUCAAUGGUGUUGAACACUUGCGAUCAAUAAAUACUCAUGACAAGGUG
Messenger RNA from Amblyraja radiata (thorny skate), 3286 nucleotides. It is a transcript of the gene upf3b, whose product is annotated as UPF3B regulator of nonsense mediated mRNA decay. The coding region runs from base 295 to 1722 and encodes 475 amino acids. Lineage: Eukaryota; Metazoa; Chordata; Chondrichthyes; Rajiformes; Rajidae. The record is from RefSeq and is a predicted model, not a curated record. Gene Ontology annotation, biological process: positive regulation of translation; nuclear-transcribed mRNA catabolic process, nonsense-mediated decay. The transcript has 10 exons. Gene Ontology annotation, molecular function: mRNA binding. Gene Ontology annotation, cellular component: nucleolus; cytoplasm.